CGGGCGCGAGCGGGCUCGCUCUGCAUCACAUUCAUCGGCUGCCAAGGGGAGCCGCCGGGCGCUCUCAGGCUAGGCGCGCGCUGCCCGCGGGAAGUGCCGCUGCCCACCCCCGCCGUUGCGCCCCCAGCCGCCGCCUCGCCGCCGCCCGGAGUCAUGGCCGCGCUCGUCCACCGUGCUGUCUUCGGCCAGGCCACCCACGCCGUGGUGCGGGCGCUCCCCGAGUCCCUCACCCAGCACGCUCUGAGGCGCGCCAAGGGCGACACGGUGGAUUUCGCCCGCGCGGAGCGGCAGCACGAGCUCUACGUGGGCGUGCUGGGCAGUAAGCUGGGGCUGCAGGUGGUGACGCUGCCGGCGGACGAGAGCCUCCCCGACUGCGUGUUCGUGGAAGACGUGGCCGUGGUGUGCGAGGAGACUGCCCUCAUCACCCGACCCGGGGCACCGAGCCGGAGGAAGGAGGUUGACAUGGUGAAAGAAGCGUUAGAAAAACUUCAGCUGAAUAUAGUAGAGAUGAAAGGAAAUGCAACCUUAGAUGGUGGUGACGUCUUAUUCACAGGCAGAGAAUUUUUUGUGGGCCUUUCCAAAAGGACAAAUCAACGAGGUGCUGAAAUCUUGGCUGAUACUUUUAAGGACUAUGCGGUCUCCACAGUCCCGGUGACCGAUGCUUUGCAUUUGAAGAGUUUCUGCAGCAUGGCUGGGCCUAACCUGAUCGCAAUUGGAUCCAGUGAAGCUGCGCAGAAGGCUCUCAAGAUCAUGCAACAAAUGAGUGACCACCGCUACGACAAACUCACUGUGCCUGAUGACAUGGCUGCAAAUUGUAUAUAUCUAAAUAUCCCUAGCAAAGGCCACGUCUUGCUGCACCAAACCCCAGAAGAAUAUCCAGAAAGUGCAAAGGUUUAUGAAAAGCUGAAGGACCAUAUGCUGAUCCCUGUGAGCCUCUCUGAACUGGAAAAGGUGGACGGGCUGCUCACCUGCUGCUCGAUUUUAAUUAACAAGAAGGCAGACUCCUGAGUUGCCGUUCCUCCCUGCAGCUGGCAGUCCUGCACUCACAGGCCAACAGCUGUCCCCACGCCUGUCGUUUCCAUUGACAAUCUACUGUGCCACGUGCUACUAACUCUGGUUUACAACAGUUUAAUUUUGAGUGUACUUGCUUUGUUCUGCACCCUCCUUCCUUCUCUCCCCUCACGGUGGUACAAAGCUGUGGAUUUGCUAAAUGAAUUAAGCAACCUAGAAAAUAUAGAGCUAAUGAAUUAUUGAAAUGUGAUUAAUGAUUGUAAGGAAACACUCAUUUAGUGUUUGUGUUAUCAAUGUGAAAAUCAUGUAGUUGCCAACAUGUGCUGAAGAAUGUCUUCUUGAUCAAUCAGAUAAGCUGGGUUUUUGGGGUUUUUUUUUUUUUCUUUAUACCAUUAGUCAUUUUUGCUUCCUAUGAAAUUCCCUGGUCCAUGGAUUCUUUUCCAUUCCCUUUUUUUUUCUUGCGAACUCUAAAAACUGUUUUUCCAGUUACUUUCUUUUGCUUUUCACACUUCUAUCAGAAUCACCUUGACCUUGGGAAAAAUCAGGGGUCUUGCCUUCUGGAUACCUUCCUACAGGUUUGCCCUGUCCACCAUCUGCCUCUUCUGCCUCAUGACUACAUCUUCUGCUACACCCCAACUCUCCUGCAGAGGGACAAACAGGCCCCUCAGCAGAACUGUGACCAAAAUCAGAGCCACUGUUUGGGGGAGAGCUUACCGCACAGAGACACAUCCUGACAGUGUUUCCCGAGAAAUCUAAAUUCCAGAAGAAGUAGGGCAUCACACCGAGAAAGGGAAAUUCAGCACCAGAUGGUUGCUAGGGGAUCGUUGAUCAAGAAACUUGGAAACACCCCAUGGCACAACAAAAAGUCUUUAAGUCACAUUCCAUGAAUUUUUGUUUCAUUAUUGUCCAUAUACAGACCUUAGGAAAUAGUCUCAUUUUUUUCCUCAGCUCAUUUCUGUUCCUCCUAUUGUGACUCAUCCUAUUUCUAGCCUUCUACCCCCAGCAAUUAUCCUAGCCUCGUAAAGUUAUUUCUUUCAAAAGAGACAUCACAUCUAAAAAUGAUUGUUGAUGGUCUAGUGUGAGCCAGAUGGAAGUUCCGGAAGUGAUUGGCCUGGUGCUUGUGACCAACUGUUGACAAUGGACAAUAUUACCUUGAAAUACCCAUGAAUACUUACUGUGGAAUUCAAUUUAAAACUUCUUUCCUCUCUAGCCUUCUAAUUGCACAACCUUAGACUGACACGAAUCUCUUACAUAGAACAAUACCUCAGUGAAGGGAGAGGUCAUUGUCUUUUAUUUAAACCUGCAAGAAUCAGCCUUUUAGCAGGCUAGAGAAAUGGUACUUUCCAAGGAAUGGUGACUGAUUCGGGCAUGUUUAUCGAACUUCCUAGUCAUCCCCACCUUUCCUGUAUUGCCUGUAGGUUGUUUAAGAGUGAGAAUCAGGGAGAUUAAGAAAUACUACUUCAAGUCUUGCUCUGCUUAACUAUGUGUAAGUAAUCAAACAUUCCUUAUUUUUGAUGAUCAAGAGAAAAUUACCUUCAUUUCCUCUCCCCCUUAGUAAAUGGAAGUGGUAAACUCUGAGAAAACCAAUACAUCCUUAGCCACUCUCUGUCUUUUUCAUUUAUUUGAUGAUUUGCCAGAAUUUGAAGAAGUUCCUUCUCCUACUCCUCUUCCUUGUUGCUUAACUUUAAAAUUUAUUUCACAUGCAAAUAUCUAGUUAUGUGCAUUCCUAUGAAUAAACCAUAUCUUGGUCAAUGUCAUAUUUCCAACUAUUUUAUCAUGGGUGAGUAGUAAUAUGUUUUACCAGAGAGAGCAUAAAUGUUACCCACAUGCCCACGUUAAUAAAGAAAAGUUGUCCUUAGCGUUUACAGUUACCCCUUGGAGUUAAAUAUGGCCUCAUGUGGGCAAAAGCAGAAAACCCCUUACGAGAGCUCAACAUCUCAAAAACAGCCACAAGAGAGCCAACCCAAUCCACUGGUUUCGGCUUAAUCCGCAUGGGCAGGUAAUUGUCCAUGUCUUUACUUCUAUCAUCCCAAAUUAAAGAACUAUUUGUUCUCUAUUAUGUGUAGUCAAUUGCAAGUGAAUAGAUUUUUUUUUUUUUUAGUAAUUUGUUCUACAGAAAGCUGUUUUUCACUUUUCCUUUGCUUCUUUCCCUCUUCUCUUUGUCUCAAGAAAUCACUUAGAAUCUGUGUGCCUCUUCUAAGAAUCUUACUCUGCAUCGCUGUGUCUCGGACUAGGCUGGCUUCUUUGGACUCCCUGUGUGAUAUGAUGGUGUGAAAAUCUAAAAUAUUCGCAGCACAGUAGUAUGACUUCUUGGGUGUUCUCAUCAGCAUAAUGUUAUCUUUGAAGAGGAACAAAAACCUGGUACAUAGGUUCCCCUCUCGUCCGUUGUGAUUUAUAACAAUAAAUAACAAAAACUGCUUUUUGAUGUUAUAAAGACAUUAGUAAUUGUAUUUAAGUAAGUAAAAGUUGAAUUACUUGAUCAGUCAGUAUGAUUCAAUUUAAUAAGGACAAUAUAGAGAAAGUACAUUAUUUAGCAUCAUUCCUUCAACUAUGAUGGAUUGCUAUAGAAAUCAAUAGGUAGAUCUCGCUAACGUGUAUUGAUUGUUCUUUUAAUCUACAGUGAACAGAUUUCUGAGGCCAUCUCUUCAUCUCUAAGGGGAGAAGAUAGUCUAUAGAUGAAUACUGUGACUUAUCUAGAGUUGCAUGUUAGUCUUUGUAAUUAUUUACUCUUUAACGGUCUACAGAACUCAGACUUGAUUUCCACAUGGUGUUAGGUUUGUGCAUUUUAUUUUCCUGACCAUCUUGUUCCAACUAAUGUAUGGUGAUACACUCUGUGUGCCAAAACCAGUAAUGCCUUUCGCGGCCCUUUAGUCCAGAGAAGUUCUGCACUGAUGUUAGUCUCUUGCUGUCCUGAUCCUGCAAGUACGCCAAUCACGAUGGAAUAAAGUGUGUUAUACUAUGA
Messenger RNA from Rhinolophus ferrumequinum (greater horseshoe bat), 3973 nucleotides. It is a transcript of the gene DDAH1, whose product is annotated as dimethylarginine dimethylaminohydrolase 1. Gene Ontology annotation, molecular function: amino acid binding; dimethylargininase activity. The record is from RefSeq and is a predicted model, not a curated record. NCBI's taxonomy places the organism in Eukaryota, Metazoa, Chordata, Mammalia, Chiroptera, Rhinolophidae. Gene Ontology annotation, biological process: positive regulation of nitric oxide biosynthetic process; arginine metabolic process.